UUGGGUCACGUCUUGCUACAGUCCUCCAGCGGGCCGGGCUGCUUGUGGGUCGGUGAGGGUGGGACAAGAACGCCUUCCCCUGCGGCCUGGCGGCGCCGGAAAAAACCCUCGAUGGCCAUUUGGGCCGAGUGCCCGACAGGGCCUCGGGCGCCUCGCCUCGGGCCGGUUCCGGGUGUCUGGUCAGUCUCAGGGCGUUUGGAGAUGGGAUUCUUGGGUCUUGUACUUAAGCUUUGAAAAUGGGAGACGGCACAGUUUUGCUUUUCCUGGAGACAAGGGGAUAAUGAUAUCGCCUAACUUACUGGAUUGCUGUGAGGAGUAAAAGGCUUCGUUUGUGCAAGUAGUCUCUUGCAGAAAUACAGCUCACAGCUGCAGUGAAACGGGAGAACUCCUUGGCUCGGGAUGGCUAGAGAAUCAAGGGAAAGCACAGCCCUGGACUCACACUCUGCAGAGGACCAGAUGGAGUUACUGGUCAUAAAGGUGGAACAGGAAGAGGCCUCCCCCUUGGCAGAGGAGGCCAGUUGGCUGGGCAGCCCUGGGCCAGACCGCUCCCGCCAGCGCUUCCGCGCUUUCCGCUACCCAGAGGCUGCUGGACCCCGGCAGGCGCUGAGCCGGCUCCGAGAGCUCUGCAGACAGUGGCUGCGGCCAGAUAUGCACAGCAAAGAGCAGAUUCUGGAGCUGCUGGUGCUGGAGCAGUUCCUGACCAUCCUGCCAGGGGAGCUGCAGGCCUGGGUGCGCGAGCAGCACCCCGACAGCGGGGAGGAGGUGGUGGCGCUGUUGGAGUACUUGGAGAGGCAGCUGGACGAGACGCCUCCACAGGUUCCAGACGAUGACGAUGGGCAGGAAAUGCUUUGCUCCAAGACAGUACUGCUGACAUCAGCCCAGGGCUCAGAGAGUAGCCCGAUGGAGCCCAUGGAGCCUCUGCUUAAGCAGGAGUCUUUGGGAUCCCUGUCCUCAGAAGUCAGAGUCACCCCGGGGGGCCACUGUGGAGAAGAUGGAGUGGCAGCUCCCAGGCUCACUUCCGAGUUGCAGGGGUUGCUAAAAAUGGAAGAUGUAGCUCCAGCCCUUUCUCCCAGAUGGACAGAACAAGAUUCAUCUCAGAUGAACCUCUACAAAGAGGACAUGCAGGAAGACCCUGGUAGCCUGGUUUCCCUAGAUCAGGACAUGCAGACUAAGAUUAGGGACUUGCCUCCCGCUGAGGAGUACACAGAACAAAAGCCUGAGCAGACACUGUGCUUCUUGGGUGAAGACACUGUCCAGAUUCCUGCAGGUGCAGAAGCCAGUGAGCAGGAAGGCAAGUUACAGACAACACAGAAAACUGCCACUGGAAAUAGGCGGUUCUACUGCCGUGAAUGUGGAAAGAGUUUUGCUCAGAGUUCAGGCUUAAGUAAACACAAAAGAAUCCACACUGGAUUGAAACCCUAUGAAUGUGAGGAGUGUGGCAAAGCCUUCAUUGGAAGCUCAGCUCUCAUCAUUCAUCAGCGGGUUCACACUGGUGAGAAGCCAUACGAGUGUGAAGAAUGUGGCAAGGCCUUCAGUCACAGCUCAGAUCUCAUCAAGCACCAGCGAACCCACACUGGGGAAAAGCCCUACGAGUGUGAUGACUGUGGGAAGACCUUCACCCAGAGCUGCAGCCUCCUUGAGCAUCACAGAAUUCACACUGGGGAGAAGCCGUACCAGUGCAAUAUGUGUCCCAAAGCCUUUAGGCGUAGCUCACAUCUCCUGAGACACCAGAGGACCCAUACUGGGGAUAAAGAUUUUUUUGUUCCAGAACCUUACUGGGAAAGUCAUAGUAGGGUGGAAAGCCAUUGGGAAAAUAUUGAAACUCCUGUGUCUUAUCAGUGCAAUGAUUGUGCAAGAAGUUUCAGUAGGAUUACAAGCCUUAUUGAGCACCAAAAAGUACACACUGGUGAAAAACCCUUUGAGUGCAAAACAUGUGGAAAAGGCUUCACCCGACCUUCAUACCUUAUUCAACAUCAGAGAAGACACACAGGGAAGAAACCUGUCACAGUGACCCCCGCUGUACAUUCCGAAGUUGGUGUUCAACUGUCAUUGAACUGAAGUCAUUCUUGAGCCCUUAUGACUGCAGAAGUCAUAGCCUGGGCUCUAUCUAAUAAUGCACAUUCUUAGAUAUUAGGGAUCUGGCUGAGACUCAUUAUCUUCUACAUGCUAGAAGGUAACUAGAGGAAAACAAAAAACUUAUUUCAUAGGAGGUUAUGAGAAAGAGUUGUCUGUAAGAGUUCUCACCCAUUGGAAUCAAAUGGGCUUCCUGACUGGCAAACUGCCUUCCCUUGGCCUGCAUCUCAGGUCUCCUGAGGGACACUUAUGCUUUGGGGGGGUUACUCUGACCCUUUGUUAGGCUAAGGAGCUCUUCAUAAGUGGUCAGACUUUGAAAUCAUAUGUCCUGCUUUGUGCCUUGUAUACAGGUGCUAACUCAUAGAGACGUAUUAAAUAUACUGGCGAGGUUUCCUGCAUAGCUCUGAAAACCCAUUAUUAUCUGGAAAAUUUCACCAAGGCCAUUUGUAUAUCUUAAAAAACAAACAACAGGAUGUUUUAGAUUGAGUCAGUGUAGUAUUGCCUUGUUUUUAUUUUUGCUUUUGUUUUUUUUUGCCAAGUUCCCUGACUUGGCAGGGGAGGGGUGAAGGUGAGGUUACUGUGCUAGAAUCCUUUAAUUCUUUACCUAAUUUAGGAAUUCUGUGAGAGUGCCUUAAGCAGCUUCUUUAGCAUUAAGUCAUUGUGAAUGUGCCACCCAUGGAAUUCCAAUAAUAUUUUUUUUCUGUUAAUUUUGUUAUUCUUGGGAGGAAAAAAAAAAACCCUUUCCUACUCAUGUAGUGUGAAAACCAGUUCCAGAAUAAAGUGAUCAAUGUCUAA
Alexandromys fortis (reed vole) is the source of this 2868-nucleotide messenger RNA. RefSeq names its product zinc finger protein with KRAB and SCAN domains 3. Gene Ontology annotation, biological process: regulation of transcription by RNA polymerase II. Gene Ontology annotation, molecular function: DNA-binding transcription repressor activity, RNA polymerase II-specific; RNA polymerase II cis-regulatory region sequence-specific DNA binding. The coding region runs from base 400 to 2058 and encodes 552 amino acids. Gene Ontology annotation, cellular component: nucleoplasm. The transcript has 7 exons. The record is from RefSeq and is a predicted model, not a curated record. NCBI's taxonomy places the organism in Eukaryota, Metazoa, Chordata, Mammalia, Rodentia, Cricetidae.